UGACUCAAAGACCAAAGGACAGGUCUUUUCUAUAUAUGAGGGCAACUGACCAGACAACUGGAUCAUUUCAAACCUUUCCAAGAGAGACUGAGAGAGAAAACUGACAGAGCCGUACAACAUGAAUGUGAAAACGCACGCAAGAAACCUCAACAGGAACAAGAGGUCCUUUAGAGGAGGAGCUGCGCAGAGCACCAUGAUAAAGGCCACCAACCUGCAUAGGAGGUGUUGUUGGAGUUUGUCCACAUCCAAACUCCAACAAGAUGUGCACCAGCUCAAUCAGAUGCUGAUUAGAGAGAAGGACCAAUGCUAUAGAGAGAAGAUGGCGAGGAUGGUGCAGAGUAAAGACUUGGAUAUCACCAAGAAACAACUGAAGAAAGAGAGACAACUCAAAAUGACAUUCAUCAACAGGUGCAAAUAUCUGGAGGGACUCCUGGGUGACAGCACAGGAGAGAAUUAUCUCAUGCACUUAGGGAGCCCCGACAAAAUAAAGCAGACCUCUAAUGGCUUUGAAGCAACGCAAGAAGACCCCACGACCAGUAACAAGGUCUUAGCAGAUCUCAAGGCAGAGGUGAACAAGAACAAACUACUGCAAGAAGAACUGGACAAGGUCUUAGCAGAUCUCCAGGCAGAGGUGAACAAGAACAAACCACUGCAAGAAGAACUGGACAAGGUCUUAGCAGAUCUCAAGGCAGAGGUGAACAAGAACAAACUACUGCAAGAAGAACUGGACAAGGUCAAAGCUGCUCACAAUGAGAUGGGUGUCAGGUACAAAGAUGACAUGCUCAGUGCCAUGCAGAUGAUGAAGACCCUCAAAUGUGAAAUUCAGUUACAAAUGGAGGUGCACGCUGACCUGGUGCAAGACCAUGCUGACUUAACAUCUCUAACAUUGGACAAUACUAUCUGUCAAGAGAUGUUAGAGGAAAACAAGGGGCUUCACGCUGAGAUCCAAAGUACCAGGCAGCAGAUUGAGACCCUUCAGCAUGAGCUUCAGAAGAUCCAGACUCACUCUGACAACGUGUCACAUUACAAGGAUGCCCUCGCAGCUUUGACGGUGGAGCACAAUGCAAUCUGUCAGGAAAUGGUAGAGGUGAAACAGAGCUACGAAAACGACAUGAUCAGUGCCAGGCAAAUGGUGGAAGCCCUUCAGCUUGAGCUUCAAGAACAUAGGCAGACUCAAGCUGACAAAGUGUCCCGAGACCAGUCCGUCAUCAUGGCCUUAAAGGCUGAACACCAUGCCACAUGCCAGAAGAUGGCACAGGAGAUGGCUGACCUGCAGAAGAGUGCCCUCCAAGAAAAGCAGAUGAUGGUGAAAGAACUGGAGAGAGUCAACACUAAGCUCAAUGCCCAGAAAGACUACGAGGAGCUCAAAGAGCUGAAGACCACGGGCGUGGGUGUUUUCAGAGCAGCAAUUCUGGAGGAGAGGAACAAAGUCAGCCAACUCCUAGAAUACCUGGAGAGGUACGAAGCGAAACACCAGGAGCUGAAUGACAAGUACACAUCUGAAGUACUUAGUUUCCGACAGCAGGCUGAGAACCAGAAGCAGAAGUUUGAAACAGAGAUCCAGUCUUACUCUGACAAGCUGACACAAAGCCAAAAGCACAUCUCCCACCUGAGGGCCGAACAGGACGCCCUACGCCUGAGAGUUGAGCUCUCAGCAGCUCCAACAUAAAACUGAGCCAUGACUUUGGCAACAAUAAAAAUAAAAAAUGCAUAUAAAGUUA
Molecule: messenger RNA, 1721 nt
Organism: Notolabrus celidotus (New Zealand spotty)
Lineage: Eukaryota; Metazoa; Chordata; Actinopteri; Labriformes; Labridae
Product: GRIP1-associated protein 1-like
Exons: 2
Coding region: 119-1669 (516 amino acids)
Source: RefSeq, a predicted model, not a curated record